AUGGAUGCGUUUCUGGGUGGGCUAGGCCUCGGCAGCCUGGGAGGCGACGCGCCGAGGACUGGUAAUGGCUGCAACUCGAUCGACGACCUGCAGCGCCAACUGCACAGCGCCUUCACGUCCAAGCGAGGCGACACUCGUGCCGAGCACAUCUCUGCAACCUUCGAACUGCGCCAGAAUGCGGUCCUGUACAUCCAGGAGGAGCGCGAGAGCGCCGGCCCCGACGGCUUAGAGCCCUUGCAGGAACUCGCGACGCGGACCGUCAAUGCCUCCGAGGCACUGCUCGACCAGCCGCAAGACAACCCAGCUCUGCAGAAGGCGGUGGCAAAACACAUAGCGGGCGCUGUGGGAGUGGUUGAUGAGAGCACCUGGAACGUACGGCAGGUCUCCAGGGCGACACAGGGUUGGACAUUCACAUAUCUGUGCCGGCACUCAUUACAGGCUUGGAAUCGCCAGAAUACCAAAACCCCAGCUCGCCUGCCCAUCGGAAUUUCCAGUGGCAAUGAUGGCCUGGAUCCCGUGAAUCUCUCACGUCCGGCGUUUGAUUGCCGCGGUACGCUCACCAUUGCCUUCUCCAAGAACAGCAGAGCAAUCGUGGUCAAGUAUGAGCACACGCCGUUGCACAAGACCGUUUCGGAUCUCAUGGACCGUCUGGCCCCAACCCUUCCACCGCCUCCUGCGCCCAAUCCCAACAAUGGCAAUGCCAACCGAUCUACCAAGGCAAAGCGACCGCCGGUAGCAGAAGGCGAGGAGAGUGCUCGCAAGAAACGGAAGAGGAAGAAGGGCAAGGAAGGCGAAGAUGGGACUGCGGACGACCCAGCGCAGCUUGCAGCCCCGGAUCUCGUAGCUAGUGGCGUCCAUGCGACUUCGAUUCUCAACAUACCGCCUGUUGAAGCAGCGAGACGAAGAGAGGUCGCUAUCAACCUCCUGAGUGGCAGGAACAUUGACCCUGUCACGCUGUCUGUCGACCAGUUCAGCAUUUUUGCCAACCAAGCGCCGCAUCUCCAGGAGCUAUCGCUCGAUAUGCUGGCCAAAUAUGGAGCUGAACGCCUAAGGAUUGUUCACCCCGAUGAGAAGGACCAGCCAUCAGCCUCCUCAACCCCUCAGCAGCAAAACACCCCCGCCGAAGCUGGAGAGGCGGCAACAGCGGUAUCCACACCGACCACAGACACCCCCUCGAAGAAGAGGAGGCCGCGAAAAAGCAACCUGGAAACCCCUGCCUCGCAGUCUGGUGUGGAAGAUGUCGUUCAAGCGGCGCCUGCGUCACUAGAGCUUGAGACAGGCACUGCCACGCAAGCUGCGGCAGCCUCAAGACAGAGGAAAACUCGAGGAGCGUGUAACACAUGCCGACAGAAUAAGCGCAAAUGUACCAAGGAGCAUCCGCAAUGCUCAGUUUGCGCCGAAGCUGGCGAUGCCUGCGUGUAUCUCCCCCCGAAGCCUCGCAGGAAAUCCGAGAAGUCGGCCGAAAUUGUUGAAGCGGAGCCAUCAGACAUCCAGGAGGAGGAAGAGACGGUGCCAAGUGAUCAAGCUCAAUCUGCUCCUCAGGGUACACCCCAAGCCACACAAGUAACGACGAUGGAUGUUGACAAUGAUGAAUUCAUACCUGACCCAAACAUCUUGUCGGGUCCCAUGGAUCACUCGAUUCAUCAGCAGCCAGCACCAACUUAUUACCAACCUGAGGCUUCUACUGUAACAUUUCCACAACCAUCGCCUUCUCACACGACUACUCCGCAGCAAACUCCUGGCUUAACCUAUUCUAAGGGCAUCCAGCAACCUCAGCCGUCUCCUGAUAUCACAUAUACCAACACACCUGCUGUUGCGAGCCCGCCCAAAAGACAGGCGACACCCAGGAAUCAAACCAGACGUAGCCUCCCCAGUGCGCAAAGUUCACAGGCCCAGGGACCUAGUGUAUCCAGUGCAGCUCAGUCCCAGAUAGCACAGACCUGGAGUAAUAUGCCCAAUUCACCAGCGAUCCCCCCGGCCAAUGGCACAAACACACCAGCCUACUCUCAGCAGCAGGCGGCCAAGCGACCAAGAUCUCGAAAAUCGAGAAGUGAAUCUAUUGCGCCUGUGUUUGAUGGCGUUCAGGCUGCUGCUGUCUUGUCGCAAACACAUAUUCCGGUGCCACAGCCUAUUCAAUCACCGGCUGUGAAUAGGUCACCCCAUCAGAACCCGGCCUCCACGGCAAAUGCGCGUGCCAAGUCGAGGCAGGGACAGAGACCACAAACACAUGCCCCUGUAACCCAGACGCCUGUUCCUCCACCCCAAAUUCCGACGUCUCGUAACAUUUCCACGAAUCCGCCAAACAAUGCGUCUUCGGCCCCGCCGUACGAUCCGUUUGGCCGUUAUAACACGGCUGGUAAUGAUCAGUAUUCGCAAAGUGGAAGUGGUCAGUCAUCUCGGAUUGCUUAUGAUCCCCAUUCAUACCAGCAACCGGCGGCAAGUUCGUCUGAUGCAUACACAGCGCCGUCGUACGACUACUCACGCAGUAGCUCGACAAACCCCCUGAGUCAAGCGCUCCAUGAUACGUCGAGCUUCAGCAAUGUCGGUACUAGCAAUACGGCUCAGUGGACAUCUUCGCAGGCUCGACAAACCCAAUCACAUACUGCGUCCAAUAGGUCUACCACUCCUUAUAAUGCGCCGACAAACAACCAGACUUCGCCAUCUCAUUCGUAUGGCACCCGCUCUGCCCAGCGCCAGACUGCAACACCAACUCCAAGUUACAACCAGUCUCAUCAAUCGCACCAACAGCACCAGCCGUCUCAUUCAUACAACUCAUUCCCAGGGCAGCAGGGCACAAAUCCGCAACAGAACCAAGCCUGGUACGGCUUCUCGGCCGAUACUAGUUCCAACAACGCGAGCUACAGCAGCAAUACCCGGAACACUGGCUACGGCAAUGCGCAGCCAUCUUCGAACAAUGCCGACUACAACCAGACCCAGCGGCCCAAUGCCCCCGGCUAUCAUGGGUAUGGUGUGGGAGAUGACCUCUACGAGAUCCUCCGGUCAGGCAGCUCCCAUUAG
Molecule: messenger RNA, 3018 nt
Organism: Neoarthrinium moseri
Lineage: Eukaryota; Fungi; Ascomycota; Sordariomycetes; Amphisphaeriales; Apiosporaceae
Exons: 2
Coding region: 1-3018 (1005 amino acids)
Biological process (GO): positive regulation of transcription by RNA polymerase II
Cellular component (GO): nucleus
Molecular function (GO): DNA-binding transcription factor activity, RNA polymerase II-specific; zinc ion binding
Source: RefSeq, a predicted model, not a curated record